Messenger RNA from Symbiodinium necroappetens, 1734 nucleotides. The record is from the annotation of a GenBank genome assembly. NCBI's taxonomy places the organism in Eukaryota, Dinophyceae, Suessiales, Symbiodiniaceae.
AUGAGCGUCUGUGUGAUCUGGCUAGCAGACCUUUGCGCAUGUUUGGCAGAUGUGCAGCUUCAUGGUACGCGUUGCAAAGCAGCAUCUUGCAUUCCCUGCCUGCGCCGAUUUGGCUCCAACACGUUGCAUGUUGAGAAUUCAAUCGACCUGGGUGCAACUUUUGAUUGCUGCGUCGAAUCAAUGAACUGUGGCGACGCGAACGCUUCCGGCGUUCACGAAGAUGCAGAUUCCGCCUUUCGGCAAAGGUCCAAGCUGCGACCGGCACCUCUGGUAACAGAUUUUCCAAAGGCAGAAUUUGACAUAUCUACGCCCCGAAACACGGGCGCCAAGUCCGAGGCCUCAAAGCACUUCAUUGGCACGCCCACCGCCACUGGCAUACUCAACGCUUUCCUGGAUUGCGAUCUCGAUACAGGAGACGAUUUUGGACCUCCUCUAGAGCCAGACUACGAUGCCAUCAAUGACUGCUUGCAAGGUGCUCUGGCAGCCUACGAGUACGCAUCGAUGUCUUUGGAUCCGCCCGAAAGUGAAUCCACGCAUCCUCGUGCGCUUGCGCUCGUGUCUGAGGCGGGUUUCGACCCGCCGCUCCCUCUGUCGUCCAGCUUGGCCAAGGAACUCAGCUCCGAGCAACUCUCGUCGUUGCACUCAUUGUUUGCCUCGGGGAGAGCUCAAGCCCAAGGGCGGGAAGAAGGGGGGGAAGAGCAGAUCGUGAGGGAGGCAGGAUCGCGUGGUGUCGGCUAUCACUUCCUGCAUUUGUUCAGCGGGCCAGCAGACCGCCCGGACGGCCUGGCGGCAUACAUCCGGCGUGCGGGGCACGACUGCGAAGAGUGGGACAUCGUGAACGGGGAGAAGUUUGACCUCGCCGACGAUGCUACCUUCCAGCACCCCAAGGGCCGCAUCUUGAAUGAGGAGUUCGCCGGGUGUUUGCUUGGACCUCCCUGCCACACCUUCUCGAACGCCAGGCAGGAGGAUGAUGGAGGGCCAAGACCAUUGCGGACCGCCACAGCUUCGGGCAUCUAUGGGAGAGCGGACGUCAUGCCGGAGGAGAAGGAGACCCUCAGGCUUGGCACGCUACUUGCUCUUCGUGCCGUCGAGGUGUUUGGAUUGUUUGUCUUACAAGGGAAGCCGACCAUACUCGAACAGCCGGCCCGUCGAGCGGGGCCAGGCUCAAUCAGCAUGUUCGACCUCCCCGAGUUUAAAGCGAUGCUGGGGGCAGAUGGCGUUUCGUGUGCGCGCAUAGCGCAGUGCAAUUAUGGCGCUGACACUGAGAAACCCACGGAGUUGAUGCACUACGCCGUGGACCUUUCGGACAGCGCAGGUUCGUGCCAACAUCCACAGACUCGGUGGAGGUUGCCGAGCACGGGGGCAAGCUUAUUUUGGGCGCACCCGUCUUUAAAGGGCAAAGAGGCUUACAUCUCUGAGAGCACUUGGGAUCCGAGCAUGCUUUUGUCUGACGUGGCGAGGAGACGGAAGUACAGGUUCGCCCCCUAUCUCACCAGAGCAGCGACCGCCUACCCAGAGUAUCUCGCGACGAAGCUCCUGCUGGCUGCUCGGUCAGUCUCACCGAAGGUGCGUAUGGCGCCUUGUGGGCAGAUGGAAGAACGCUUUGGUUCGCACCUGCACUUUGGACACCUGCGCUACUGGAGCAGGGAUGUCGAGUCAGCACAGUUUUUUGGAGGCCACUGUGGAGCCACGCUGGAGCCCAGCUCUGAAGGGGACCGAUCACCGCAGUCCUAA